Messenger RNA from Aspergillus vadensis CBS 113365, 897 nucleotides. Its product is annotated as PQ-loop repeat-containing protein. The transcript is spliced from 3 exons. The record is from RefSeq and is a predicted model, not a curated record. Bases 1 to 897 code for a protein of 298 amino acids. NCBI's taxonomy places the organism in Eukaryota, Fungi, Ascomycota, Eurotiomycetes, Eurotiales, Aspergillaceae.
AUGGAUCUCUCCAAUCCGCGAUGCGAGCAUCUGGCCUCGCCUGAUAUCAAAAACUUCAUCCUCUCCAUCCUCAUCGUCUUUGGAAUCCUCCUCUCCUACACCCCCCAACAUGUCCGCAUCCUAACCAUGAAGACCUCCUUCGGUAUCUCACCGUACUUCGUCCUCCUAGGAACCACAUCUGGUUCCUCGGCACUAGCCAACGUAAUCUCGCAACAACAAAGCCUUCACGACAUGGCCUGCUGCAAGGAAGUCAACGGGAUGGGCUGUUUCGCAGGGAUUCUCGGAAUCCUCCAAGUCGGAACCCAAUGCCUUUGCUUCUUCAUCAUCCUAUUUCUCUUCGUCCUCUUCUUCCCCCGAAACACUUCCCACCUCCCCAAAUCCAGCCCAACCUACCGCACCGCCCUAACCGUCGCCGUCAUCUGCAUCCUCCACGCCGCCGUCAUGCUCAUCACCACCCUCGCCGUCGGCUACACCCGCCCUUCUUCCCUCCAAGCAUGGUCCAACUUCUGCGGCAUCCUCUCCGCCCUCCUCGCCUCCAUCCAAUACUUCCCUCAGAUCUACACCACCCUGCGACUCCGCUGCGUCGGAUCGCUUAGCAUCCCCAUGAUGUGCAUCCAAACGCCCGGCAGUCUCGUCUGGGCAGGCAGUCUAGCAGCGCGAUUAGGUCCGAAGGGAUGGAGUACAUGGGGCGUAUUGAUUGUGACGGCUUGUCUGCAGGGGACGCUGCUGUGCUUAGGUGUGUUCUUUGAGUUCCUAGGACCGAAUCGGGGACAUGGUCAUGAAGGACAUGAUAAGGAUACUGAGGUGGUGAGGGGAGAGGAUGGGGAAGAGGAGGUGGCGCAUGAGGAUGAUCAGGACUUGCCGUCCGAGGAGACGCCUUUGUUGAGGGAUCAGUGA